Molecule: messenger RNA, 1354 nt
Organism: Syngnathus acus (greater pipefish)
Lineage: Eukaryota; Metazoa; Chordata; Actinopteri; Syngnathiformes; Syngnathidae
Product: pro-opiomelanocortin-like
Exons: 3
Coding region: 521-1120 (199 amino acids)
Source: RefSeq, a predicted model, not a curated record
CCUAGUUCCUUUUCCAAAGCGCUUGAGUCGUGCGUGAACUGGAGCUCGUCCCGGUCCACUUUGAGCAGCCGAGUCAUACAAUUGGGAAGAUGUUACAUCGUUAAUAUUAAACAUUACUAACAACAAUGUGGCCGUGGCAACGUGACACGCGGCUGGCUGCAGGUCAACUGUCAAGUCGCCACGCUGAUAGAAAAAAGAAAAGCUUCGUGGGCUAAGGCGGCGAAACACACACAGAGAGAGAGAGAGAGAGAGAGAGAGAGAGAGAAAGAAAAUGAUGCAUUGUUCCCCCGCCCACGUGGAGUGGGAGAUCCCUCGCUCGCACACCCACCCCGAGGCCUCCAGGAGCUCUAUAAAAGGAGCAGAGCGCGGAGAGCCUCUCGAGCUGACGGCAGCUGCGAGGAAGAGGAGACGAGUCGCCGCGCAAAAGGAAGAAAAACUCAUAGGAGCUUAAACAACAACAAAUAUAAAAAAAAAAAAAGAAAGAAAGAAAAAACCAGGACGACCAGAAUCGCCCAGCAACAUGGAGUGUCCGUGUUGGUUGUCGGUGGCGCUCUUCUUGUCCAUUCCGGCCUUGGGCUCAGAGUGCUCCAUCUGCAAAAACAUCAACAGGGGGAGGCUGCUGGUGAGCUCAUCUGCCAAUGUCUGCCUGGAACUCUGCAAGUCAGCCAGCCAGAUGCGGCGUCCGGCGCUCAGCAUCAGCGAGGAAAAGGAACUCUCCACGUUGGAGGCCAGGGCAGCAGAAGGGCGGCGCUCGUACCCCAUGGAGCACUUCCGCUGGAGUCAGCCCUCCAGGAACGGGACCCGGGAAGGCCGAGCGGGCUCUCAUCAUGCCGAGAGGAGCUAUUCCAUGGAGCACUUCCGCUGGGGGAAACCCCCCGGCGGGAACAUGACGCCCAGACCCAAGCCGGGACACAAAAGCGCCAAGCGAAGGCACUCGCCAUGGGGCAAACUCCCCAACCGCAAAGCGCUCAAAGGCUCUGCCUUCCCGAGCGAGCCGGCGAGGCCCCGGGAGAGGAAGCGGGGGAGUCCCCGAGACGGCCACGUGAAGAAUGCUCAGGGAUCGCUGACCGGCAUCUUCGGGGACAUUCUUCUCAAGGAUGUGCAGAGGAUCGUCGGCUAGCUGAUUUUUGCAUGUUGCUAUCAAUCACUUUAUGUCUUUGUGUUUCUCGUUCCUUGUUGUAAAAGUCUUGACUGAGCGAAUUGGGUGUCAAACUCAAGCCCAGAUCUGGGCCUACGCCUCAUUUUAGCUUUGACUAAUGUACUGGCUGUGGGACAAGUUGAAGUCUUUGUGGACUAGGCUAGUAAGCGUUGGCCUUGUUUGUAAACAAAAUAAAAAAUGCCAGUGAGUUCCUGA